AUGAAAGAAAAGAGUUACGCUGAUGAGUUGAAAAUUCUUGAAAAUUUCAAAGAUACAAGGAAUGAAUGGUUUGUGAAAGAGGAGAAAAAGAAAAAGAGCAGAAAAGCAACUCCGAAAGUUCAAACUGAGGAGGGUUCAUCUUCUCAACCAAAGAAACGUCGAAAGAAAAAUGUUGAAACUAUGCUUGUUGAUGAAUCUGAGGAAGAAGAUGAAGCUGAAGCUGAAGCUGAGGUUCAUGUUGAAGGAGAUGCUCGUUUAUCUCCUAAUUCUGCAGAGUUUUUGAAAUCUCUUAAUGCUUAUAAUGCUGAGAAAGAAAAGGCAGCUGGUGAGGAAGAAGGUGACGAUGGAGAUAAAAGCUCUUCAAGCUCGUCUGAUGAAGAAAUUGACGAAACAGAGCAAUCUCAAACGCCUCCAUCUGGUGGUAGGAAGAAAGCAAGUGCUAGAAAGAGUGUAGUUUCUCCAAGAGCAGCAAGGAAGAAAUUGAUUGUGAGAUUGCCUAAACGAACACUAAAAACAAAAUCUUGUCAACCACCAUCACCACCACCUGAACCAUCUCCACCUAAAUCACCACAUAAAUCUCCACCAAAACAACCUACACCACCACCAUCACCUCCACCACAUUUAUCACCAUUACAUAUUUCAUCACUACAUCAAUCACCACCACAUGUAUCACCUCCACACCAAACACCAAUCCAAGAACAACCUAUUCUCACUUCACAAAAAAAUUUUCAAACACCACCAUCCACACAACCACCUGUCCAAACUACACCUGGUUCUUCUGGAUACAGAACUUUUCCAAAUAUUCCAGAAGGUAUUUCUCUUGAAGAAAUUGGAGAUUUUAGUUUUGCAAAUGAUGAACAGGUGAAGAGGUUAGAAAAGAAAUAUGAAGAGGUAUUGGUUGAAAAUAAGAGGUUGUUGGAUAGAGAAAAGAAGUUAGAGAAGCGUGUAAAGUCUGUGGAAGCUGAGAAUACUUCACUGUUAAAAAAAAUUGAAGCUGAUCAGACAGAGAUUGAUAUUUUAAAAGUUAAAGUUGCAGAAUUAGAAGAAGAGAAAGCAUGCCGAGAUGAGCAAAAUAAGUACUUUGAGUUGAAAAACAAAAAUUGGAAGCUGCAAAAGCUAUGA
Molecule: messenger RNA, 1122 nt
Organism: Helianthus annuus (common sunflower)
Lineage: Eukaryota; Viridiplantae; Streptophyta; Magnoliopsida; Asterales; Asteraceae
Product: pollen-specific leucine-rich repeat extensin-like protein 1
Exons: 2
Coding region: 1-1122 (373 amino acids)
Source: RefSeq, a predicted model, not a curated record